AUGGACUCACAGGACAAGCAGUCCGUCCCCAAAUUCUCCAGCUUCAAAGCUCCCUCAGCUUCCUCGGCUCCACCAGCUCGUUCAGAGCCUCGACACAAAGACGAUCGAAAGUCACGACGCCCUGGUCGUCGACACAGUGAAGAACGAUCCCGCUCGCCACGCCGUUCCAACCGCCAAGAACGACGGAGAUCUCCCGGUAGGCAUCACCGUUCACGAUCACCCCGCCCUGCUACUUCGCGUAGCCGUCGCAAGUCUCCAGAGCGCAGAGGACAUGAUAAUGGAGUCGCCAAAGAUGUGAAUACGGACCGGGUAUUUCCAGAUGGAGACGGUUCAGUUGCAGAUCUCUUCAUAAUCGAUCUGAAGGGCGACCGACACAAUUUGACUUUCGGGGCAACACAUCGCUAUGCUGUGCCAAAAUACCGACGAAGUGGCCGUGGCCAAGUUCUGGGAGCCGAUUCGAGAUACCGGAUUGAUCGAGAUCAUUUGGACAGUGAUACCUUGGUUUUGUGUAUCAGAGACUCCCUGCCUUCCAAUUCAUCUAAAUCUGUCAGGCCGUUGGCAAAACGAAUGCGCCAGCCAGAGAAGCUUCUCCGCGUCAAAAAUGAUGACGAAGUGCACUCCUCUGUGGAUCUGGAACAAGAUUUCAUAUCAUUCGAUUCGACGAUCCUAGAAGGUUCAGACGGCGCAUCGGAUGACGGCGACUUGAGUAACGAGCGCAACGCUUAUCGCUCUAUCCAUGGCAAAGCAAAAGAGGAGGACUUUAUUCCACAACACAUGGAAUUGGUUGAUGAUGAACUCAUUCAAGAUGACAGUACCUCAGCCGAACGCAGAGCCCGUCAUGCAGAACUAUCGCGUGCCGUAAACGAAAAUCCUACAGAUGUUGUCGCAUGGCUGAGGCUAAUCGAUCAUCAAGAUCUUUUGAUUCUCGGUCCAGAUGAAGACUCGCGCCCAUUAACAUACAAUGAACAACAAAGUGUGGCAGGCGUCAAGUUGUCAAUCUAUGAAAAGGCAAUUAAGCAGUCUGCAAACAGCGCAAAUAAAGAUCGACUUUUGCUAGGAAAGCUCCAAGAAGGCGCACAUUUAUGGGAUACCAAAAAGCUACUUGCUCAAUGGAACAAGACUUUGCAAGAAAACUCUGGAUGCAUCAGUCUGUGGGUGAAUUAUCUUAAUUUCCGUCAGACGGACUUCCAAAACUUUGAUUUCGAGCAGCUUAUGACAACGUUCUCUGAGUGUCUGGAGCUUAACGCAUCCGCUGCCAACCCAGCCAAGAACCAAGUACAAUGCUACUUGUUUCUUCGCAUGACACUUUUCCUGCGUGAAGCGGGGUAUUUGGAACUAGCUGCCGGUCUCUGGCAAGCGGUACUCGAGUUCACAUGCUUCAAACCAUGUCAACGAAUUCAACAGGUAGAGGAUAUUGAUACUCUCGCUUCUUUCCGCGGCUAUUGGGAGGACGAAGUUCCACGUAUUGGCGAGAAUGGAUCAUUAACAUGGCGAGGCUGGGUUGAGAAUCCAUCAAAUCAUUCCCACAACUAUGCCAUUCGCGAAUACCAACAGCAUAUUGAAGUUUCAUCUCUGAUGGACUCUUGGGAAAAGGUCGAGAAAGAACGUACCCUAUCAUCACGACUGCCAUCUCGAACACUCGACCAGCUGAAAUCCAGCCAUGCUAUUGAUGAGCAGGAGCAAUAUGUUGACGAUCCUUACACGGUCGUACUCUUCUCUGACCUCGACCGCGUGUUGCAAUUAUUCCACGACUUUGGUUCGCCAGAUGAGCUUUUCCAGAGCUUCUUAUACUUUUGUCACUUACCACAUUUGACAAGACCUAGCAAUAUACAAACUACUCGUUUGUGGAGUGCGGAUAACUUCCUCAAAAAUGACUUAAUAGAUCACAUGGAACCAGGUCUGUCGUGCUGGUUAAUGGACCAAACGGAGGCUGGAACCUCGACUUCGCCUCUCCGAUUCCCUGUGUCAAAUUUCGUGCACACCACAUGCACUUUGUUCCCGGGGCCUAAUGCCUGGUUUGACUCGUUCCGAUCAUGGCGCCAAGAUGCCCAGUCCUCCGAAUCUUCAAUUAUUGAUCGAGAAUGGGCUCAGAUCGUACUACGAGUAUUGGUGGAACGUGGCCCUACUCGUGAGGAAUUCGAUGAUGAAUUAGCCGAGUACACACUCGGGCUUAUGUUCGCAUGGGAUCAAAAGAAAGCAAAGAAAUAUGCUAAGACCUUGCUCAAGAAGUGGACAUCCAGUCUUAGAAUCUGCAAUGCUCUUGCCUUGAUGGAAUGGAGAAAUGAUUUGCCAGAAGCUGCUGUGCAGAUUUGGUCAAGUUCUAUUCUGUGGAGCCAAAAGUUUUCAGAUGAUUUGAAGAUUGACACGGGAAUCCUUUGGAACUCUUGGGCUUGGGAGCUUCUUCAGCGGGGCGAUAACUCUCGGGCUUCUUAUGUAUUGCAUGCUAUUCCUGUGCAGAGCAUAGAUAAGGAUGCAUACAAUAGUAUUCAAUCGACUGGCGUGGCCUCUCACCCAACAUCGACCCUUCAAGUUAAAUCGUACCUGCGCGACUGCCAGACACGUGCUCUGGGAUAUAGGCGAUUCCAUGCCUUUGUCGCUUAUACCGAUUGCCUUGCUUUAUUGCUCUUCACCGAAAAAUACCAUAUCCAGGCCACCCUUGAAGUCUACUCAUCUGCGCUUGAGAAAUCAAAUGACCUCCCAGUCGAGGACCAAAAUUUGAGGCCCUAUAUCAUCGAGCUCCUGCACCAGGCUAGAGCUAGACUGCUCUUUUUCCAUUGCAGUACGAAGUCUUCACGGUUGACGGCACUUGAAAUUCGAGCUACUCUCCAGGAUAGCGUAUCUUCGUUCCCCCACAACACCAUAUUCCUAUCACUCUUUACCUGGAAUGAGUCGCGCUUCAACAUCCUCGAUCGCAUUCGAAAUGUCAACAUGCUCAUCAAAAAUCCCGAAAGUCGGUAUACGCUCGAUAGGGAUUCCGCCUUGUCAGUCGCAGCUGUGCAAACCAUUCCCAUCACCACUCAUUUACUCUCAAUCUGGUCUGAAUUAUGUCGUCCUACUUGGGCCGGAUCCACUCAUCAUUCAACGCGAGCUGCAUUUGAAAGGGCUCUUGGCGAAAAUGUGAAUCGAGACUCGAUGAAAUACGGCGAUAAACAAAUGCGCAAUAGUAUCAGUACAGAGAGUGCACAAACAAACCUCAUGACCUGGAAGCUCUAUAUCAUCUUCGAAGUCUACCAUGCACGGGAUAUUGACGCUGCAAAAUCCGUGUUCUACCGCGCCAUUCGAGCUUGCCCUUGGUCGAAGCAGCUAUUCAUGCUUGCCUUCCAAUACCUACGGGAUGACAAGGUUCGUCGCAUUAUUCCGGAGAACUCCAAAUCCACUGGCUUUCUUUUUGAUGAUCUUCGUCAACUGUAUCAUGCAAUGACUGAAAAGCAAUUACGUAUCCAUGUGGACAUCGAGGAUGGAAUUCAAGCGCUCCUUGCAGAGAGGCGAGACAGCUUCGAAGAAGAUCAUCAGACUUGA
Molecule: messenger RNA, 3519 nt
Organism: Penicillium manginii
Lineage: Eukaryota; Fungi; Ascomycota; Eurotiomycetes; Eurotiales; Aspergillaceae
Exons: 3
Coding region: 1-3519 (1172 amino acids)
Biological process (GO): negative regulation of RNA catabolic process; regulatory ncRNA-mediated post-transcriptional gene silencing
Cellular component (GO): catalytic step 2 spliceosome
Source: RefSeq, a predicted model, not a curated record